AUGAAAAGGAGAAGAAGUAGAAGAGAACCAGCUAUAUGGGGUGAACCGGCUGGGGAUUAUUCAAUUGUUGUAUUGGAAGAUAGAAUUAUAUAUUUACAUGGUCUUUUGUUUGUUGAUAAUAAAAUUUCUAAACAUUAUAAGUCAAAAGAAGAUAUGAAAAAUGGUCUUCUUUUAAUGAUUCAGGAGGCAAAUGAAUAUUUUUAUCAAUUAAAUAUUCGUAUAAUUAUUGUUGAUAUUCUUGAGACUAAUCGUAGUGAUUUAAGUUUAUAUACCUUUGAGUCAUAUCGAAAUAGUCUUUUAAAUAAAUUACCUAAACAUGAUUUUGCCGUUUUAGUGGCACAUAAAUAUGCUGGUGGUUUAGCAUUUGUAGGUGGAUUAUGUAAUGAAAGACCUAUAAUGUUAUGUGGAUUUUAUUCACAAAAACCAGAAGCAAUGGGAAGUAUAUUUUUUCAUGAAGUUGGUCAUCUUGUUGGAUUACCACAUGUUGAAACUAACAAAACAUUAAUUGUACCUAAUUGUAAAUGUAAAGAAGCUAAAGAAAAAGGGUAUUUUAGAAAAAAUAAUUGCUUAAAAAUACCGGGUUAUGAUCAUGAGUGUACUGUUCAAAGUAUGGUAAAUCAUUUUUAUGGUGCACAUUGUAUUAAUUAUGAACAACCAUAUGUAGAUCUUUCAAAAGUUCAACCAGUAUGUGGAAAUGGUUUGGUAGAAGGAAAUGAAGAAUGUGAUUGUGGUACAAGUAGAAGUUGUAUAAAUAUAAAUUGUAAUGCUAAAAAUUGUAAAAGUAAUAAUAGUUUCAAGAACAAUAAAUAUUACUAA
This is a messenger RNA of Strongyloides ratti, 816 nucleotides long. RefSeq names its product Peptidase M12B, ADAM/reprolysin domain and Metallopeptidase, catalytic domain-containing protein. Gene Ontology annotation, biological process: membrane protein ectodomain proteolysis. Lineage: Eukaryota; Metazoa; Nematoda; Chromadorea; Rhabditida; Strongyloididae. Gene Ontology annotation, molecular function: metalloendopeptidase activity. The transcript is spliced from 4 exons. The coding region runs from base 1 to 816 and encodes 271 amino acids. The record is from RefSeq and is a predicted model, not a curated record.